AUGCCACUUUCCAAGUUAUCAAUUUUUACUCUCUUAGCGUCUAUAGCCCUUUCUCAAUCUUCAGAAGAAGUACAUACCACUCCUACGGAAAUUCAACCCAAAUUCAAUUACGAGCUAUGUACAAAAAAAGGCUGUUUCAAGCAUAAAGGAACAGUUACAGCGGAUGUGAGUUAUAGAGAAGUUCAUUCAAGAAAAGACCCAAAGAAAUUAUGUUUAAAAGAUAAAAGAUGGGAUUCAAGAUUAUGUUCAAAUCAAGAUGAAUGUAGCAAGAAUUGUGAAAUAGAUAUGAUUUCGAAUUAUACUGAACGAACUGGAGUGACUAAUUUUAAUAAAUCUGAUAAUAGUCUUAGUUUAAAGUUAGUAGUUUCAGAGGAUAAGAAAACCAAAAAGAAAAAUAUAGGGUCUAGAAUUUAUCAUUUAGAUCAAGAUGGUCAUUAUGUGAUGUAUAAAUUAAAAGGCAAAGAAAUCUCUUUCGAUGUUGAUCUUUCUCGUUUAGGAUGUGGAUUAAAUGGAGCAUUCUACUUGACUGAAAUGUCUAUGGAUGGAGGAUCAAAAAACCAAUCAUUCAUGAAUAGUAAUCGUACUGGAUCUUACUACGGAACAGGCUAUUGUGAUGCUCAAUGUCCUCAAGAUCUCGCUUUCACUGGAGCUGAGAUCAAUUUGAAUCCCCCCGCAGAUGGUGCACCACGCAAAGGAAAUUGCUGUCCUGAGAUGGAUAUCUUGGAGUCUAACGCUUUAGCUCAAGCUUUCACCCCACAUCCAUGCAGUCGCACAGGUCAAUCAACUUGCAUGGGUGAUCAAUGCCCUGAAGGUCCAAAGGGAUUCUGCGCGGGCUGUGAUUUCAAUCCUUACAGAUUAGGUUCAACAGAUUUCUUUGGACCAGGCAAAACCGUCGAUUCUACUUUACCAUUGAAAAUAGUUACACAAUUUAUUACAGAUUCAUAUGGUGAUUUAGCAGAGAUCAAAAGGAUAUAUGUUCAAGAGGGUCGAAUUAUUCAAAAUGCGCACCCCGUGUAUCCGGAAUUGAAGCCUUAUAAUUCAAUUACAGACAAUUUUUGUAGUGCCUCUACAGCACUCUUUGGAGGAGAAGAUCGAUUUAGACAGAAAGGUGGUCUUAAAAAAUUAGGACAAAGUUUAGAUCGUGGAAUGGUCUUAGUGUUGAGUUUAUGGGAUGAUAAAAGUGACACCGACAUGCUUUGGUUGGACGGCACCUUUCCUCCUGAUGCAGAUCCGACAAAGCCUGGCGUGGUUCGUGGUCCUUGCACGCCCGCGGAAGGGAACACAACACUGAUUGAAAAUGAGUAUCCAAAUGCAUUUGUUCAAUACGGUAACAUUCGAAUCGGCGAACUAGACUCAACUUAUCCUUAA
Melampsora larici-populina 98AG31 is the source of this 1368-nucleotide messenger RNA. Its product is annotated as family 7 glycoside hydrolase. Gene Ontology annotation, biological process: carbohydrate metabolic process. The record is from RefSeq and is a predicted model, not a curated record. The coding region runs from base 1 to 1368 and encodes 455 amino acids. Gene Ontology annotation, molecular function: hydrolase activity, hydrolyzing O-glycosyl compounds. NCBI's taxonomy places the organism in Eukaryota, Fungi, Basidiomycota, Pucciniomycetes, Pucciniales, Melampsoraceae. The transcript has 2 exons.